GCCGGCUACACCCUCCAAAAGUCCUACACCGCCCCAACGUUCUUCGACGCCUUCAACUUCUUCACGGGCCCGGAUCCGACUCACGGCCACGUAAUCUACACCGACCGCGCCCACGCCGCCACCUCCAACUACGUCGCCUUCCACACCCGUCCCGCCUCAAAAGACACCACAGCCUACAUCGGCGUCAACACCACCCCUCUCGCCCCCAAUGGACGUGAAUCCGUGCGUCUCAUCGGCAAAGACGCUUUCAACGCGGGCUCCAUGAUCGUCUUCGACGUGCGCCACAUUCCCGUGCAGUGGGGCGUGUGGCCCGCCAUCUGGCUGCUCGGGAAAGACGGGACCUGGCCGCAGACGGGGGAGAGUGAUGUGCUGGAGUACGUGCAUCGUGGGCAGCAUAAUGCUAUGACGUUGCAUACCGCUCCGGGGUGUUCGGUUUCCAACUCCUCCUCCAACCCAAAGGACGGCGUCUUCUCUGGUAAUCUCGUGCAUGCCGACUGCAACACUGACGAUGCGACGACCGGCUGCUCGAUUUCCGCGCCGAGGGACUUCCGUAUCGCCACGGCGGGGGAUGCGUUUAAUAAGCAGGGUGGAGGGGUGUAUGUGCACGACUGGACCGCCGAUGGGAUUAGCGUGUACCUUUUCCCACGCAACGCUCUGCCCGCUGAUCUCGUGGCUGGAAAACCGGACUCGUCGACGUGGAAGCAGAAACCUCUUGCGCGGUUCGCUGGUUCGGGAUGUGACUUUGAGGAGCGAUUCAAGAAUAUGAACAUCAUCAUCAACAUCGACUUUUGCGGAGAUUGGGCAGGCAGAGACAAGGUGUGGCAGGAGAGUGGAGCGCAGAAGGCCACUGGCGCGGCGACGUGCAAGGAGUAUGUGGCCAACAACGGAGGGGACUUCAAGGAGAGUUUCUUCGAGAUUGGAGGGAUUCAGGUUUAU
Messenger RNA from Zymoseptoria tritici IPO323, 936 nucleotides. RefSeq names its product putative endo-beta-1,3(4)-glucanase (gene MgMLG3). Gene Ontology annotation, biological process: glucan catabolic process. The record is from RefSeq and is a predicted model, not a curated record. The annotation marks the transcript as partial. Lineage: Eukaryota; Fungi; Ascomycota; Dothideomycetes; Mycosphaerellales; Mycosphaerellaceae. The transcript has a single exon. Gene Ontology annotation, molecular function: hydrolase activity, hydrolyzing O-glycosyl compounds.